Messenger RNA from Ilex paraguariensis (yerba mate), 642 nucleotides. NCBI's taxonomy places the organism in Eukaryota, Viridiplantae, Streptophyta, Magnoliopsida, Aquifoliales, Aquifoliaceae. The record is from the annotation of a GenBank genome assembly.
AUGGCAAAGAAGCCAAGCAUGGGACGCCAGAAGAUCAAAAUUGCAAAAAUACAGAUCAAAAAUCACUUGCAAGUCACCUUCUCCAAACGUAGGUCUGGUCUUUUCAAAAAGGCAAGUGAGCUUUGCACACUUUGUGGAGUUGAAAUUGCCAUAAUAGUCUUCUCUCCGGCUGGAAAGGCAUUCUCUUUCGGCCACCCUUACGUCGAGUCCAUCGUCGAUAGGUUACUCACUCGGAACCCUCCCCCAAACUCCAAUGCCCUCCAUUUUGUCGAGGAGGCUCAUCAGACCGCCACCGUCCGAGAACUCAAUUUACAACUCACCCAAGUUCUUAAUGAACUAGAAGGUGAGAGAAAAAGGGGUGAGGCACUGGACCAUAUCAGAAAAGCUAGCCAGAGCCACCACUGGUGGGAAGCCCCCAUAGACGAGCUCGGUUUGAAUGAGCUUGAACAACUGAGGGACUCCAUGGAAGUGCUGAAGAAGAAUCUAAGCAAUCAAAUCAGCAAGAUCAUGACUGAUCAGGCAGCAAACCCUUCGCCAUUUUUUGAUUCUUUUGAUCACUUUGAGAGUAAACCAGUUCAGGUCCAUUUUGCUUCAACUGCACCUCAGCUCUGUAGCUUUGGAUAUGGCCAUGAAUUUUUAUGA